GAAAGCAAGCGAUCCUCAUUUCGAUUGUCAUUGGGAAUGAAAACGAUUCAGGUAUUUGCUGUAAGAAGAGACUCUUGUAUACGAAAGAAACCAAGAAAUAAAAAGAAAGCUUUGGUAUCUAAUGAGAAACAAGAGGCCAGUUCAUUAGCCACAAAGGAAAACGUGAUUUCUCCACAAGCGUUGGCAAGCAAGUUAAAGAAAGAAAAAGUAUUGGGCACAAAGAAAACCCGACAAGCUUCGUCUAGUCGUUUCAAAUCACCCGGUAUUAAGAGACAAAUAGAAAGUUGUGACGUAGUUGAAGAAGGACUCAAGAAACUGGAAAAGAGUCCUAGGAAGAAGACACAAAGUGAUAUUGUUAUCGAUGCUUGUUCCGUUUUGUUGGAAGGCAAAGGAGAAGCUGUACUUUCAACACAAAAUAUUCAGAAAGAGUUGGGCAGAUUUGGUGAUAUUGAACAAAUAGUUUUGUCAGAAGAUGAAAAGUAUGCUUUGGUUCGGUAUUCUAUUGAUGAUGCUGCAGUUAACUGCAGUAGUGUUCUCAACUUACCUGAAGAGGCAAAUGCUCGUUUAUUUACCGUUCGUAUGGCCAAACCAGAAGACCAUAGUUUAUUGAGCUCUGUUUUGGACAACAUUGAUGAUGUUGUUGUUCAUUCUGAGGAAGAUAACGACGUUUUAGAAAAGGCCACUUGUUUUUCUCAGAGUCGCACAGAUUCUCCCACUUGCAAUCGACCACUGAUUGUAUACGAUGAAUUUUAAAGUAUUUCAAAUAACUUGAUUAUAAAUGAUGAUGGUGUUUCAUAUCUAUCU
Messenger RNA from Galdieria sulphuraria, 804 nucleotides. RefSeq lists its product as uncharacterized. Lineage: Eukaryota; Rhodophyta; Bangiophyceae; Galdieriales; Galdieriaceae. The record is from RefSeq and is a predicted model, not a curated record. Bases 37 to 753 code for a protein of 238 amino acids. The transcript is spliced from 3 exons.